AUGUCAAAAUCAAAACCUAACCCAUUUGAAGAUGAAAGUGCUCUAAUAGACUUGGACCUAAAUAGCUUUGAUCCUCAACAUCAUUAUCCACAACACACGCUAAAUAAUCCAUUCAAUGAUCGAUUUGUAAUAUCAGACGAUGAAGACGAAGAAAUAGAGGAAAGACCAAUAAUUACACCAUCAAAACCUAGACCUACAAAUUACAAUCCAUAUGGAGAUGAACCUUCUAAACCUACAGAAAAACCACGAGAUUUUGACAUCACCCAUUUGUAUCAAAAAAUCAAAAGUAAACUAACGGGCAAGAAAACCCCCAAAAUAGAAUCAAGAAAACCUAGAGAAAUAUUCAUAAUGGAUCAUGCAGCCAACUCAUCUUUUGGAUAUUUUGGAAAUCAUAUAUCAACUACCAAAUAUAAUAUAGCAACUUUUUUACCCAAAUUUUUAUUUGAACAAUUUAGUAAAUAUGCAAACUUAUUCUUUUUAUUCACAUCAAUUAUACAACAAGUUCCACAUGUAUCACCGACAAAUCGAUAUACAACUAUAGGUACAUUGAUAGUAGUUCUAUUUGUUUCAGCAGUUAAAGAAAUAUCAGAAGAUUUGAAAAGAGCAAAUGCAGAUAAAGACUUGAAUAAUACAAGAGUUUUAGUGCUAGAUCCAGCACUGGGUGAUUUUGUGCUGAGAAAAUGGGUAAAAGUUCAAGUUGGAGAUGUUGUUAAAGUAAAUAACGAGGAGCCAUUCCCAGCAGAUUUGGUACUUGUGAGCUCUUCAGAACCAGAGGGACUCUGUUACAUAGAGACUGCAAAUUUAGAUGGGGAAACAAAUUUAAAAAUCAAACAAGCCAAACAAGAAACCUCCACCCUAAAAAGUCCUUCAGAAUUGAUAAGAGGAUUAAGUAAUGUUGAAAUUUUAUCAGAACAACCAAACUCAUCAUUAUAUACAUAUGAAGGUAAUUUAAAAAAUUUUGAACAUGGUCCUGAUAUUCCUUUGAGUCCUGAACAACUACUUUUGAGAGGUGCCACAUUACGUAAUACACAAUGGAUUAAUGGUAUUGUAAUAUUCACAGGUCAUGAAACAAAAUUAAUGAGAAAUGCAACUGCAACACCUAUAAAAAGAACAGAUGUUGAAAGAAUUAUAAAUUUACAAAUUAUUGCAUUAUUUUGUGUUCUUAUUGUGUUAGCUCUAGUUUCAUCAAUAGGAAAUGUUAUCAAAACAAAGGCCAGUAGUAGUGAUUUGGGUUAUUUGUACUUAGAAGGUACAUCAAUGGCAAAAUUGUUUUUCCAAGAUUUAUUAACUUAUUGGAUUUUAUAUUCAAAUUUAGUUCCAAUUUCUUUAUUUGUUACUGUGGAGUUAAUCAAAUAUUAUCAAGCUUUCAUGAUUGGAAGUGAUUUAGAUAUGUACUAUGAAGAAACUGAUACACCUACUGGUGUUCGAACAUCAUCGUUGGUGGAAGAAUUAGGUCAAAUUAAUUAUAUUUUUAGUGAUAAAACAGGUACAUUGACAAGAAAUGUUAUGGAGUUUAAAUCUUGUUCUAUUGGUGGUAGAUGUUACAUAGAAGAUAUUCCAGAAGAUGGUCAUGCUCAAAUUAUAGAUGGUAUUGAAAUUGGUUUUCAUACAUAUGAUGAACUCAAGUCAGAUGUAAUGAAUACAAAUUCUCAGCAAUCCGCAAUAAUUAAUGAGUUUUUAACUUUGCUUAGUACUUGUCAUACAGUCAUACCUGAAAAUACUGAAAACGGUACAAUAAAAUAUCAAGCUGCAUCUCCGGAUGAAGGUGCGUUGGUUCAAGGUGCUGCAGAUUUAGGAUACAAAUUCAUAAUACGUCGUCCAAAAACAGUAACAAUUGAGAACACAAUUACCAACAAUCAAUCAGAAUAUGAAUUAUUGAACAUUUGUGAAUUCAACUCCACAAGAAAAAGAAUGUCAGCUAUAUUUAGAUGUCCAGAUGGUGUUAUAAGAUUAUUUUGUAAAGGCGCUGAUACAGUUAUUCUAGAGAGACUUUCCAAAAAUGAACCACAACCUUUUGUUGAAGCUACCUUAAGACAUUUAGAAGAUUUUGCUGCUGAAGGAUUAAGAACACUUUGUAUCGCUUCAAGAAUUAUACCAGAACAAGAAUACAAUGAGUGGGCUAAAAAAUAUUACAUUGCCUCUACUGCAUUACAGGAUCGUGGUGAUAAAAUGGAUGAAGUUGCUGAAACAAUUGAAAACAAUUUAUUUUUGUUAGGUGCUACUGCAAUUGAAGAUAAAUUACAAGAUGGAGUACCCGAAACAAUACACACAUUACAAAGUGCAGGCAUCAAAAUUUGGGUUUUAACUGGUGAUCGUCAAGAAACUGCUAUAAACAUUGGUAUGUCUUGUAAAUUAUUAAGUGAAGAUAUGAAUUUGCUAAUAAUCAAUGAAGAAACUAAAAAUGACACCAGAUUAAAUUUACAAGAAAAAUUAACUGCUAUACAAGAACAUCAGUUUGAUGCUGAUGAUGGAUCUUUAGAAUCUUCAUUAGCUUUGAUUAUAGAUGGUCACUCAUUAGCAUUCGCUUUGGAACCGGAUUUAGAAGAUUUGUUUAUUGAAUUAGGUUCAAGAUGUAGAGCAGUUAUAUGUUGUCGUGUAUCCCCAUUACAAAAGGCAUUGGUGGUAAAAAUGGUGAAACGUAAAAAGAAACAAUCUUUGUUGUUGGCUAUUGGUGAUGGUGCGAAUGAUGUUUCAAUGAUUCAAGCUGCUCAUGUUGGAGUUGGUAUCAGUGGUAUGGAAGGUAUGCAAGCAGCAAGAAGUGCUGAUAUAUCUAUCGGACAAUUCAAAUACUUAAAGAAAUUAUUGUUGGUGCAUGGUUCUUGGUCAUAUCGUCGUAUUUCGAACGCCAUUUUGUAUUCCUUUUACAAAAACAUUGCAUUGUACAUGACUCAAUUUUGGUUUGUUUUCACGAAUGCAUUUUCAGGUCAAUCUAUUGCAGAAUCAUGGACUUUAACUUUUUAUAAUGUUUUAUUUACUGUUUUACCACCGAUUGUUUUAGGUGUUUUUGAUCAAUUUGUUAGUGCGAGAUUAUUAGAUAAAUAUCCACAAUUAUAUCAAUUAGGUCAACAAAGAAAAUUUUUUAAUGUUCCAGUAUUCUGGAGUUGGAUUAUCAAUGGAUUUUAUCACUCUGCUGUUAUUUUCAUUUGUUCAUUUUUUAUUUAUAGGUAUGGUAAUGUUAUGUCUAAUGGUUUAACUACUGAUAAUUGGAGUUGGGGUGUUGCUGUUUAUACAACUUGUACUUUAACUGCUUUAGGUAAGGCUGCUUUAAUUGUUACUAUGUGGACUAAAUUUACCUUGAUAGCAAUACCUGGAUCUUUUAUAUUUUGGUUAUGUUGGUUCCCUGCUUAUGCAACUAUUGCACCAUUGAUUAAUGUAUCUGAUGAAUAUAGAGGUGUUUUAAGUAAAACUUAUCCUUUAUUAACAUUUUGGGCAAUGAUAUUUGGUGUUUCUACUUUAUGUUUACUAAGAGAUUUUGCUUGGAAAUUUUACAAGAGACAAAUGGACCCAGAAAGUUAUCAUUAUGUCCAAGAAAUUCAAAAAUUUAACAUUCAAGAUCAUAGACCAAGAAUGGAACAAUUCCAAAAAGCUAUAAGAAAAGUAAGACAAGUUCAAAGAUUGAAAAAAAUUAGAGGUUAUGCUUUUUCACAAGCUGAAGGUCAAGAUCAAGAUAAAAUUGUUAGAUUAUAUGAUACAACGAAAAGAAGGUAA
This is a messenger RNA of Lodderomyces jiufengensis, 3708 nucleotides long. Its product is annotated as aminophospholipid-translocating P4-type ATPase. The coding region runs from base 1 to 3708 and encodes 1235 amino acids. Gene Ontology annotation, biological process: endocytic recycling; phospholipid translocation; post-Golgi vesicle-mediated transport. Gene Ontology annotation, cellular component: plasma membrane. Gene Ontology annotation, molecular function: ATPase-coupled intramembrane lipid carrier activity; ATP hydrolysis activity; ATP binding. The record is from RefSeq and is a predicted model, not a curated record. Lineage: Eukaryota; Fungi; Ascomycota; Pichiomycetes; Serinales; Debaryomycetaceae. The transcript has a single exon.